GGUCCCGGUCCCACACAUCGCGUAGCAGCGGGGACGCGGAGGCGGGGCCAUGGCGGAGGUGCCGGAGCAGGCCCGGGCCGAGGCGGCGGCCGGCGCGGAGGAGACCGUGAAGAUCAUCUGCCUGGGCGACAGCGCCGUGGGCAAGUCCAAGCUGCUGGAGAGGUUCCUGCUCCACAGCUUCUGCUCCCAGCAGCUCUCCACCUUCGCCCUGACGCUCUACAAGCACCGCGCCCGGGUGGACGGGCGGGCGGUCCUCGUGGACUUCUGGGACACAGCUGGACAGGAGAGGUUCCAGAGCAUGCAUGCAUCUUAUUACCAUAAUGCUCAUGCUUGUAUCCUGGUGUUUGAUGUGCAGCGGAAAGUCACUUACAAGAACUUGAACAGCUGGUACAAGGAGCUGAGGGAAUUCCGUUCAGAGAUUCCGUGCAUUGUGGUGGCCAACAAAAUUGAUGCGGAUAUGAAGGUGACCCAGAAAAGCUUCAAUUUUCCCCGGAAGUUCAGUUUGCCCUUUUAUUUUGUGUCUGCUGCAGAUGGCACCAAUGUAGUGAAGCUCUUCAAUGAUGCCAUCAAACUGGCAGUUGCUUACAAACAGAAUUCAGGAGAUUUCAUGGACGAGGUCAUGAGAGAACUGGAGAGCUUUGACCUGCAGAAAAGUGAGAAUUUGUUGGAUCAAGAGGAGAGCUGCCCUGAAGAGAAUCCCCCAUCUGCCUAAGCCCUGGACUCUGAGUCUGAGUUUCCCUUUGUUCCAGAUUUCUGGGGCUAAUUAAAGCUGGCCUUCAUAAAGGAAAGUGAUUUUUCUCUUGCCCUGAGAGCUCAGCUGGGUUCUCCCACUCUUGUGGGAGAUUCUCUAGCCAUGACUUUUCUUGAUGUGGCCUGAGCUGCUGCGUAUCAUCGUCAAGGAGAGGGUGAGAAUAUCCACAAGGCUGCUGGUUACUGCUUGCUUCUUCAAGGCAAAGCUUGCCUGGAGAGUUCAGCCACUCUGGGACCUACAGGGAAGGGACCUGUCUGGAAGCUUUAAUGGUACCUAUUGGAGAAAACAAACACUAAAAACUAUUUGUAUUUUAUAUAUAUAUAUAUAUAUAUAAAACUUUGAGCCUACAUCCUUCCUGCACUUCUGUUCUAAAGCAGUAGUCCAGUUACUGUACAGUAUUAAAUC
Pezoporus occidentalis (night parrot) is the source of this 1156-nucleotide messenger RNA. RefSeq names its product rab-like protein 2A. NCBI's taxonomy places the organism in Eukaryota, Metazoa, Chordata, Aves, Psittaciformes, Psittacidae. The transcript has 8 exons. The coding region runs from base 50 to 712 and encodes 220 amino acids. The record is from RefSeq and is a predicted model, not a curated record. Gene Ontology annotation, molecular function: GTPase activity; GTP binding. Gene Ontology annotation, biological process: regulation of exocytosis.